This is a messenger RNA of Prorocentrum cordatum, 589 nucleotides long. NCBI's taxonomy places the organism in Eukaryota, Dinophyceae, Prorocentrales, Prorocentraceae. The record is from the annotation of a GenBank genome assembly.
ACGCCAUUCAAGUGUCUUCCACCUCUGAUUUACAGCACGUCUCCCGUGUUGCCUGCCGCAUCCGCUCCUGCAUGCCAGCUUGCCUAGCACGUUCCAGGAACGCCUGAAGCUCUACACGGGGCCGAAUCAUCUUCACUACGACAAGGACCCGGUCGACUUCCCCAUGCACAAGAUUAAGGAUGUUACCGCGGACACCGUGUACCGCACGCGGGAUCUCCCGGCAAAGUACUACACGAAGAUCGCGCCAAGGAAGGCGUUGCAGAAGGAGCGGUUCCAGCAGACCUUGAAUGAGAUGCAGCUCAAAGCUUUCAAGAACUUCCUCAAGAAACAGUUCGAGGACGAGGGCGCGGAGGCCACUGAGCGUCUGGAGCUGGACCAGCUGGUGCAGCAAGCCGAGCUCGCGAGGCAAAUCAAAGUCCGGAACGAGGGCAAGGGCAUGCGCAUCCAGAAGGCGCCACCGCAGUAUUAUCCAGGCACCCGCAUCGAGGUCCAGCCGAUCCGCGGCGGCUCGUCCACCGACACGGUGGGCAUACCCCGCAGCCGCUGAGCGGGCGAUGCCGCGAGCGCUGGAGGAGGCGGAGGAGGAGGA